Manis pentadactyla (Chinese pangolin) is the source of this 1787-nucleotide messenger RNA. It is a transcript of the gene TFB2M, whose product is annotated as transcription factor B2, mitochondrial. Bases 133 to 1329 code for a protein of 398 amino acids. Gene Ontology annotation, molecular function: rRNA (adenine-N6,N6-)-dimethyltransferase activity; mitochondrial transcription factor activity. NCBI's taxonomy places the organism in Eukaryota, Metazoa, Chordata, Mammalia, Pholidota, Manidae. Gene Ontology annotation, biological process: transcription initiation at mitochondrial promoter; rRNA methylation. Gene Ontology annotation, cellular component: mitochondrial matrix. The record is from RefSeq and is a predicted model, not a curated record. The transcript is spliced from 8 exons.
GUAGCUUGCAGUGCUUGCUUAUUCCCGGCGUGGUCCUGCGGCGGGGAGGUGUAGCGGUUUGGGGUGCUGUGGACAGUUUGCUGGCAUUGUAACGACUCAGGGAGACACUGGGACAGACCUUGGAGGGUGACGAUGUGGGCCCCAGUGUCCGGGCUUCCUCCGCGGCAGACGUUGUCAGCCUUGACUGGAGCUGUUCGCUUUUGCAUUUUGGGGUCCGGCGUGGCGAGGCGGAAGGAGGCCUCGCAGUGGAACUGCCGUGGUCUGUCAGACUUCCAUCCUCAGCUAUUGCCCAGUCUGGACCUCAGAGAAUCUCCCUCGUGGGUGUUCAAGUACCGUUCAGAGCCCAGGCGUUAUGUAACCAGUCCGAGACUGGCUGAGACCCUGGCGCAGGUCCUGCGGGGGAAAGGAGAAGACGCUUGCCAGCUAUUGCUGGAGUGCAAUCCAGGUCCUGGAAUCCUGACUCAAGCAUUACUUGAAAGUGGUGCCAAAGUGAUUGCCCUUGAAAGUGAAAAAUUUUAUAUUCCACAUUUGGAGUCCCUAGGGAAAAAUGUGACUGGAAAACUAGAAGUGGUCCACUGUGACUUCUUUAAACUGGAUCCUGUAAAUUGUGGAAUAGUAAAACCUCCCAUUAUGAUGUCAGAGGUGCUUUUUAAGAAUUUGGGAAUAAAAGGACUUCCGUGGACAAAUGAUAUCCCUUUCAGAGUAGUUGGAACAUUCCCAGUUAAAAAUGAGAGAAAGAUACUUUGGAAACUUUUACAUGACAUAUAUUCUUGUACUUCUGUAUAUGCACAUGGACGAGUAGAACUAAAUAUGUUUAUUAAUGAAAAGGAUUACCAGAAAAUAACGGCAACUCCUGAAAAUCCAAAGUUGUAUCAGGCAUUAAGUGUGCUCUGGCAAGUAGCUUAUGAGAUUAAGCUUCUGCAUAUGGAGCCUAGAUCAUCAUUUGACAUAUACUCCGAAAAUGGACAACUGGAAAAGCCAAAGCAUAAUGAAUCAUUAGACCAACCACAACAAAACCUGUGUUUUGUUCAGUUGAUUCCUCGUAGAAAUUUAUUUACAGAAAACUUAACACCUAUUAACUAUGAUGUAUUUUUCCACAUGGUAAGGCAUUUUUUUAUGAAGCGCAAUGCCAAGCUGAUAGACCAUCUACAGUUACUGAGUCCAAUUGAUGCAAUGGAUAUAUUGAAGCAAAUAGAUGCAAAUAAAAAAACAAAAAUAGUAAAUAUGUACCCUCAAGGUUUUAAACAACUUUUUGAAACAAUAGAGUGUUCCAAAGAGCAUUCCUGUAACUGGCUGUAUGAUGACUUCAUGGAAUAUGUAAUCACUUAGGGAAGUGGGCUACCAAGACAUUAUUAGCUGGAGCUCUUUAUUUAUUUGGAAAUUAUGACACAAAUGAAAAAGAACAAAGUUUGAAUAGCUCACAUCUUUACAACAGAAGAUAACUGUUCUUUUGCACAGACUAGGCAAGUCAUUUCUUCCGGAGUUGAUACCAUUAGUAUAUUGGAUUAAAACAAUGGCUGCUAUUUUAUUCACAGUUGAAUGAAAUGAAAACUUUGGAUUAUAUUAAUUUAAAUAUUCCACUUUCACUAUUGAUUUUUGCAUCCUCCCAGGGUUGGGAUGGGGUAUGAGGGGCAAAAGAGUUUGUAUAUUAUUAAGCUUAAAAAGUUAACUGAUUUAAGUGGCUUUAUUUUUUAUUUUUUCAAGAUAUACUAUCAAUUACUGUCAAUUAAAUUAUUUAAAUUUUAAUGUGGUUUAAGUUUUAUUAGAAAUUAAAACAUUUCAAGUAA